Caenorhabditis angaria is the source of this 8699-nucleotide messenger RNA. Lineage: Eukaryota; Metazoa; Nematoda; Chromadorea; Rhabditida; Rhabditidae. The record is from the annotation of a GenBank genome assembly.
AUGGGUCAUCAAACAAAUGGUGAUAUCAAGAUGCAAAAUUAUAAGGUAAGGUUUCAAAUACUCAUUUUUGAAGAAUAAAAAAUUACUAGAACACGUUAUAUCACUAAAAUGUGAACAUAAUACGUAUUUUCCUAUUUAUAAAUGUUCAUUUCUCGAUACACUAGAUUCAAAAAUGACUCUUCUUCCUGUGAGCUAAUUUUUGUUCUAAAAAACUAAUUUUCUGUAUUUGCAGAAAGGUGCUCGGGUUUGGCAUCGCCAUCCGCAGUUGAUUUGGAUUGGCGGGCAGUUGGAGCACGACGUCACUUUCGAGACGAAGAAAGUUCGACUGAAGCUCGACGAUGAUACGGUAAGUUUUGAAUAUCUCGUCUUCAAACUCUUUUUCAUAUUUACUUACUGACUCAUUUUGGGCUUUGAAAGAUUUUUCUUAUCAUACGCAUAAUUGAAUUCAAAUAUGAUAGAUCUUCUUCAAAAGAAUCAUCAAAUCAUGCAUCUGCUUAAGUACAUUCUGAAAAGAAAACCUGCAAAAAUCUGCGAAAUUAUGAUAGAUAGGAAAAGUGUUCGAAAAAAGUUAUCAAGAAUAUUUUUGCAGACCGCCGAAUUCGAUAUCUCGUCAUUGCAACAAUUACCGUAUCUGAGAAACCCGCAACUUCUGGUUGGAAAGAAUGAUCUCACGCUAUUAUCAUAUUUGCAUGAGCCUGCAAUUCUGCACAGCUUGCAAUUUCGAUUUGUGGAUCGACAAACAAUAUACACAUAUUGUGGAAUUGUUUUGGUCGCAAUAAAUCCAUAUUCGGAUUGUUCACAUUUAUAUGGCGAAGAUACAAUUCAAGUUUAUCGAGGAAUCGGAAAAUCGGUUCGAGAGCUCGAUCCACACAUUUUCGCAGUCGCCGAAGAAGCAUUCUUUGAUAUGCGCGAAUUCUCGAAAUCGCAAUCAAUUAUUGUUUCUGGAGAAUCUGGAUCGGGAAAAACGGUGUCAGCGAAAUUUGUGAUGCGAUAUUUGGCAUCUGUGGCAUCAUCGAAUAAAAAUGAAGUGACAGCUGGAAUUGAGCAAAGAAUAUUAGCGAGUAAUCCAAUUAUGGAGAGUAUCGGAAACGCCAAAACAAUUCGAAAUGACAAUUCGUCUCGUUUUGGAAAAUUCAUUCAAAUAAACUUUGCUGAUAAUGGAAAACGAAUUGAGGGAGCCGAAAUCAAGACAUAUUUGAUCGAAAAAAGUCGACUAGUGUUCCAAGCACCCGGUGAACGAAAUUAUCACAUCUUCUACCAGAUGUGUGCUGCAAGACGUCAUCCAAUUGUUAAAGAUUUGCAUUUGGGCGAUUUUGAAUCAUACCGUUAUCUUGUGCAAGGUGGAGAUAGUCAAAUUCCCGGAGUUGAUGACAAACAUGAUUUUGAUGAUCUUGUGAAUGCUCUCGGUCUUCUUGGAUUUGAUGAAAAGCAAAGUGCAGAUGUCUUCCGUCUUCUCGCUGGUAUUCUUUUGCUCGGAAAUGUUCAAUUCUAUAAUGAAGAAGGUUGUUCAGCAAUUGACGUGAGUUUUCAUUAUUUUUAUUCGAAAUUUUGAGCAUAUCUAAAAACAUUUUUUUUUCAGGCAUCUUCAUCAACUGAAAUCGCUCAACUCUGUUCACAAAUUUGGAAUAUUGAUGAGAACGCAUUGCGAAUUCGGUUGACACAACGAGAAAUUCGGGCUGUCAACGAAAUUGUCACCAAAAAAUUGACAAAAGAUGAAGCGAUUCGAUCGCGAGAUGCACUAGCAAAAUUUGUCUACUCCCAGCUUUUCAGUUAUAUGAUUCAUCAAAUAAAUGGAGCGCUAAAUGAAACCGUGACUAUUCAAGAGAAUAUCGAGCGCUUCAUCGGAGUUCUCGAUAUUUAUGGAUUCGAAAAAUUUGAGACCAACUCAUUCGAGCAGUUUUGCAUAAAUUUUGCGAAUGAAAAAUUGCAAAAUUACUUCAAUAAUUAUGUUUUCAAAUUGGAACAAGAAGAAUAUUUGAGAGAAGAAAUUGAUUGGGUUCGAGUCGAUUUUUUUGAUAAUCAACCUGCUAUUGAUUUAAUUGAAGGACCAAUCGGAUUAUUGAGUCUACUCGAUGAACAAUGCAAAAGAUUGAAUGGAAGUGAUGUUGAUUUGCUCAGUCAAUUGAACAAUAGUUCCGAUUUGAAUAGAAAUCCACAAUUGGCAUUUCCACUAGUUCGAUGUGAUGAUUUCAUUGUUCGCCAUUUUGCAGCCGAUGUCACAUAUUCAAUCAAUGGAUUCGUUGAGAAAAAUCGAGAUGCGAUUGGCGAACAAUUGAUGAAACUCGUCACAUCGAGUCAAUUCGAGUUAAUGCAAAAUAUUUUUGGAACUGGAAAACCAAUAUUGGAUCAAAGUGGUAAUCGAACAAUUGCCAGUCAAUUUAGAAGUUCGCUGAAAGAGUUGAUGAAUGUUUUGGAUGCGACAACACCGCAUUACGUGCUAUGCGUCAAACCGAAUGAUAGCAAAACCAGGUAUUUAAUUAGUUUUUGUUUUAUUGAACUUUUGUAAUUUUUUGCUUUUUUUCCAGUUUUGCAUUCGACCACAUUCGAGCCAAUGAUCAACUUCGAAAUUUCGGCGUUCUGGAAAUUGUUCGGAUUUCGGCUGCCGGAUUUCCUUCGCGAUUUAAAUAUGAUGAUUUCGCUCGAAGAUAUGCAAUUGCUUAUACAAAACAAGAAGUUUCAUUUUGCCGAGAUUCACCGAAAGCAUUGUCGAAAAUCGUAUGCGAAGAAUAUUUGGAAAAAGGAACCUUUGAAUUUGGAAAAACCCAACUUUUCCUGAAAAUUGGACAAAUCGCACAUUUGGAGAGAAUCCGAGAGGAAAAAAUAUCGGCAGCAAUUGUUAUUCAGAAACUUUGGAGAGGGAUCAUGACUCGGCGGAUUUAUAAGGAUUCGAAAAUCGGGAAAAGCAAUGAUAUUGAAGUGAAAAUGGUAAUAAUUUAUUGAAAUUGGAGGGGAUCACUGAAAUAACAAUUUCCCCACGUCUGAAAAAAUUUUAGAGAGUUACAAUUUCGCCACGGGUACAAUUUUUUUGACAACCUAACCAACAUUUUUAAUUUCCAGUUAUCGCCGAGCUCAACGAUUCAAUCACAAGAUUUGACGAUUUCGUCUGAUGAGAAAAAUAUUGGUGUGGUGAAUGAAGAAGAAAGACCAACGUGUUUGGGAUGUAACGUCGGAUACCGGGUGAGCGAUGUUUUCCCCGAAUGUUUUGGGAGGAUUUUGUAGGGCAAAAAGAAACGCGUUUCGAAACUACUUCUCUGACUGUUUGGGUUCCAAAAAAGUUUCACCAAAAACCAUUUUCUGCACAAGCCUGUCAGAUUGUUCAGUCGUUCUUUUACAUACUUAAAAAAAAUCCGCAUUGUGCGUCAUUAUCUUCAACUUUCUACAAACCUUAUCUUCAGGUGUCAAGCCCGAAGGAGAGGUAGAAAAGAAAGUAAGAUCAGAAGCAUUUCAAAACCGAUUCAUUUUUUUCUAAAAUUAUGGUGCAGAAGGAUUUUUGACAUGAAGUAGAAAAGAGAUUUUUAAAAUUUAGAUAUCUUUCAAAAAUGAACAUUGGGACACAGAGAACUACCAUAUUUUCAUUUUCAAAAAUCAAUCUAAAACACACUUCUAAAAAAAUACUGUUAUGGCAAAAGUUCCUAGAAAAUUUUCAUUAAUUCAGUUCAACGCACAUUCUAUUUUUGUUGUCAAUUUGCUAAUCAAGAAAAAGUAACACAAAAUAUUUGCAGGCCACUUCAACUUGUAAUAUCUGCAAAUUUCUAUGCAUCAAUUGUUUUAUGGCACAUUCAUCGAUGAAGUUCUUCCAAAGCCACGAUGUCAAAUUGUUGGAUGAAACUGUGGAUGAUUGUUGUAUUGACAAAAAGGACGAUGAAAUUACGAGAUCACAUUGUCAAGAUUCUUCUAGAAAUCGAACUGAUUCGGAUUUACACGAGGUUUGUAUUCCAUAAUAUUUAUGAAAUCGGAAGAAAUCAAGCUAAUGUAAAAUGCAAUCGGAUGAGAGGAGGAGAUUUAGAGAAAAUAAUGCACGGCUCUUUUAUUUUUGCGCGAACUCUUCUUACCCCGCUUCAUUUUUCCAAAAGCUUCGGCGUUUCCUAGAAUGUUGUGCAAUUUUUCGAUUAUAAAGUAAAUGGGCUCAAAAAAUCGCAAAAUUACUAUUUUUAGUGAAAACUAAAUUAUACGGAUGAGAGUUCAUUUUUGGCUGGAUUUUAAAAAUCAAUUUUAGAAAUUUGGAUUUAAAGUUUGAAGAACAAUGCAAUUUCGAACUGAAAAUUCAAAAUUUCCACGUCAUAUGUCAAUUUAUUCCAGUUUUCGAUUUCUUAUUUUAUUCUAUUUUCAGUCAAGUUGUGGCAAAAUAAUUCAAUGUUUUCAAAAAUAAAACAAUAGGUUUUGACAAAAUUUUGAAAUCAAUAAUUUAUUGAAAGCUCAAGUGCACAGGAUAAUAUCAGGUGACUAAUUGUCUGCCGAGCGUCAGUUAGUCGUAAGUUUGUCGGCGAAAAUAUUGUGUGUUUCCCGGAGAUGCAGACGAAAAAGUUUCAGGCGACUAAUCAGAAGUUAGUCGUCGAUUAGUCGCCUGAAUCAUUUCGUCUGCGUCUCCAGAAAUACACCAUAUUUCGAAAAUUCUGCCGACGUACUUACGACUAAUUUACGAUUGGCAGCCGGUUAGUCGCAGGAUUUCUCUGAGUAGAUUGUCCGAAUCUAUAUUAAAGAAAAGUUGAAAAAAGCAAUUUUAUAGAGCCCGAGCUAUUUUUCCCAGUCUCUCCAUUUCUCAAACACUUUUUCUCGGGCUCUAUGAAAUUGAGAAAGCUUUUUCGCAACUUUUUAUAUAGAUUCGGACAUGGUUAUUUCUGGGUUGCCGGUCCAUUUAAGAAUUAAUCAAAACCAAGAUUUCGUUUGAAAUUGCUCAAAAAUCGACUGUAAAUUUAGAAAAGUGGAAAAAUUUGGAUCUUAUUAAAACACUCCAAUUUCCUGCAGGAUUUUUGCGGCAAAGUUAGCAACCCAAAUAUCGGACCAAAAAUCUCGAUAAAAUUGAAAAAUCUGGAUUUCUAAUGCUUAAAACAAGAUUUUUGUUAGAAAAUCAAGAAAUUAUCAGAACUUUGGCCCCAAAAUAAUUUGAUCGAAAAACACUCAAAAUAUUGCAUGUUUUUCUGAAUUUCCAAAAAAAAUCUGAGCAUUUUUGAAUUCCAAUCGAAAAUUUUGAAUUUUUUUCCAAUUUUUAAAAUAAUUCCGCAACAAGCGGAUUGAUAUUUAAUAGGUUUUCAAUUAGUAGAUUAUUAGUAGAUUAGUAGAUUUCUGUAGAUUCUUAGUAGAUUUCUGGGUUGCCGGUCCAUUUAAGAAUUAAUCAAAACCAAGAUUUCGUUUGAAAUUGCUCAAAAAUCGACUGUAAAUUUAGAAAAGUGGAAAAAUUUGGAUCUUAUUAAAACACUCCAAUUUCCUGCAGGAUUUUUGCGGCAAAGUUAGCAACCCAAAUAUCGGACCAAAAAUCUCGAUAAAAUUGAAAAAUCUGGAUUUCUAAUGCUUAAAACAAGAUUUUUGUUAGAAAAUCAAGAAAUUAUCAGAACUUUGGCCCCAAAAUAAUUUGAUCGAAAAACACUCAAAAUAUUGCAUGUUUUUCUGAAUUUCCAAAAAAAUCUGAGCAUUUUUGAAUUCCAAUCGAAAAUUUUGAAUUUUUUUCCAAUUUUUAAAAUAAUUCCGCAACAAGCGGAUUGAUAUUUAAUAGGUUUUCAAUUAGUAGAUAUUUCGAGAGAACUGUUUCAUUUUUAUUUCAACAGGGGAUAUCAGAAAAUGACAAUAAACAUUGUUUAUAGGAAAAACUGUCCUCAUUGAAACUCAUUGAAACAUUGAUCGUCUCUGUAAGAAAUUGCAAAUCAAAAGUAAAAAGGGAUAUAUGUAUCAAUAAUUUGGAAGAUAUUCAACAAAUUACAAGUUUGCAAGAUGAAGAAGAAAGAAUUGGGGAAAUAGAGAAAAAGAUCGAUGAUUAUGAUAAAAUGGUGAAAGAAGAAGAAAUGUUCAUGUUUCGAGAAAUGAAAAAUGUUUUGAACGUGGAAUUGAUGAAUGUAAAAGAAGAAAUUGAUCGAAGAAACAAGAAUUUGGUGAGUUUUUUCAAAAAGGCAUGGUAAACAUAGUCCAGAAAGCCAGGACAGCUUUUUGUAUCAAUUUAAGCUCGGGGUGGGGGCGGGGUGAGACGAAAAAAAAAGUUGUCGCAAUGUUAAAGGCUUCCCAAAAGUAGUAAAACCUCCAAGGGAUUUUUUCUGGAAACGCCCAGAAAAAAUGUUCCAUGAAUUAGAUACCACGUUGAAAUUAUUCGCUAAACUUUUGGACAUCGCAUAAGUUGAAAAAAAUCCAUGGAAUAUUUUUUUCGGACCUUUUUAGGCCUUUCGAGAAAAAAUCCCGUGGGGCUUUUACUAUUCAAAGGGGGCCCGAUCUUUUGAGCUAAUUAAAUUUGUCGUCUUACCUUUUUUAGCUAUCACAUUUUACAGGAAGCAGUCCAAAAAUUCUACACAUUGGCAAUUGAAGAAGUCAAAAAUAUCACCAAAAUACAAAGUUGUGAUUUCGGUUGGGAUUUGCUGGAAGUGAAUCGGUCGAAUUCUGAAUUCUACAAGAAUAAAUUGACUGAAAAAACUGAUGAAAUUUCCGAAAGGAUUAUAAAAACGGAAGAGAUUUUGAAUUAUGGAAUGAUGAUAAGCAAUGAUGAAAUAUCAAUCUUGCAAGUUGUGGAAAGUUUGGAGAAUCAUCGUAAAUCUUUGAAAAAUGUAUAUAUUUGUUUGAAAUAUCAUCAAAAAGAUUUGGAUGGUUUUAUUUCGUUCUCGAAAAAGAUGGAAAAUAUUGAAGAUUUCCUGAAAAAUCAAGAAGUCUUACUCUCAAAUUCCGAUGAUUCGUUCAGUAUUGAAGAAAUAAAUUUCAAUGAAAAAGAACUCUCAAAAGUGAAGAAUAAUUUGGAAAACAUGAUUCAGUGCUGUAAAAAAAGAAAUUCAAAAGGAUAUUGUGACACAAGAAUAGUCAACACUAUUGCUGAUUUUUCCAUCCAAAAUGACACAUAUUUCAAAAAGGGAGAUGAGGUCAAAGUUCUUUUUUCAUCAGGAAGAUCGUUUUCAAUCAAAACAAAAAAUGGUUAUAUUUAUUCGGUUCCGUCAUUUUUUUUCGAACACAACAUAUCUUAUGAUUCGGUUUCGGAUUCUUCCAAAAGACUUUUUCAAAUUACGGAAAAUGUUGGGAAAGGAUGGCAAUUUAGGAAACAAGUACUCAAUUUUGAUGCUGUUGAGGUAUUUUUUUUCUAAAAUUCAUGAAAACUUUUUAUGAAAAAAUUGCCUUCAUCGUUGUUUUGUAGUAAUUUCUCCAGAUUUAAAAGUUUUUUGAUCGUGUAGAAGUGAAAUUCUGCCAAAUAUUGUGACGCAUUUUUCAUACUAGUUUUUUUUCCUCUGAAAUUUUUGUUUCGGAAUUAUAUACAUUUCAGAGUUAACUGCGAGAAAAUUCAAAAGCAAAAUAUUAUUUAAACAAUUUUCCGAAAAAUCUCCCCUACAUAUAAAAAACGCACAAACUAAAUGAAUCGGACAUUUGUCCGCAAUGACAUCAUGAUCCAAUAUCCAAAAAAUUCAAAAUAUUUUGUAGUAUUCAACAAUAUUCAUUAUUUUUAUUUAGCAGGUUCGCGGAGAAUUCGGUGAAGAAAUCGAAGGAGAAACGAGUUCAUUGAAUGGUGGUUUCGAGCAAGCGAAUUCGGAUAGUUGGCAGAUAGGUGAGGUUUUCGAAACACAUAUUUAAAGCAACACCCUUGUAUAAUAAGGCCAUUGCGAAAUGUUUCCAACCUCCAAAAUAUAUAAAAUUAUUAAAAAAAUUUUUCAAACUUAACAAAAAAUUCCGCAUUUCCCGAAUUUCCAAGCAAAACGUAAUAUAUAUUUUGGGUAAAAUUAAAAGAAAUGUUUUAUGUAAAAAUACUGAAAGUUUUUCAGUGAAACACCAAUGAAUUUUUGUUCAAGAAUAUUCUUUAGAAAAUGUUAUCCUGAAAUGUAAAAAAACCUAGAGAAGUUGCAACUUUGCAACAACGUUGAUAUUGAUAUUUCGCCCUAAUUAUUGUUUUCUUCUCAAUUUGGCUCCUCAUAAUUUGUUUUGAAUGUGAUUUGGAAAUUAUUCAAUAUUAUUGGAUUUUCAGGCAUUUGGAAAAUACUUCCAAUUCCAAGAUGAAGUUAACUUUGCCAAAUGUUAAUCUUUUUGUAAUCCAAUAUUUUCAGGUCUGAUAUAUGAUUUUUUUCGAAUUCACAGUAACCCAAAAUUUUAAUUUUUCAAGAAAUAACCAUUUUUUUGAAAUCAAAUUAUAUGUGGCGCCGAAUUAUAUUCGAAGAAUCUCAAAAAGUGACUUUUGGUUCAAAAAAGAUCAAUUCAGAAAAUGUUCCGAAAAUGAGCCAUGGAACAUCUUGCGGAACAUUUCUAAUGCGUCACAUUUUUCAAAUGACGCAUGUUCAGUUUUUUGAAAUGCUCCACAUUUUUGAAGUGAAACAUUUCUAUUUUUAUUUUUUGCGUUUCAUUUCAAAAUGAAGCACAAUUCAAAAAUUGAAAAUGGGACACGUCAAAAAUAAAACGCUUUUGUAAUUUUUGGAAGAAAUGGGUUUAUGACACUGUGUCGAAAAAAUGUUCCAUUAGGAAACUCUGAUAUAUUUCAUACCUUUUCAGAUCAUGCUGCUGAAUUUUUUGUAUCAAGAUUUACGACUUGCUGA